Messenger RNA from Saccharomycopsis crataegensis, 1131 nucleotides. RefSeq lists its product as uncharacterized. The record is from RefSeq and is a predicted model, not a curated record. The transcript has a single exon. Lineage: Eukaryota; Fungi; Ascomycota; Saccharomycetes; Ascoideales; Saccharomycopsidaceae. The coding region runs from base 1 to 1131 and encodes 376 amino acids.
AUGUUGACUGAUAAAUCAUAUGACCAUGGUCUUUUAGAGCACUUAUUUGGUAAUGAAUACACUCGCAAAAGAGUAAUCUCUGCUAGAUUAAGAAAAGAAGAUCCAGAGAUCAAACAGUUGAAAUUGAGACAUUAUUUAGGGGACUCUUAUAAUAAUAAUUACCACCAAGCUGAAACCUCGGAUUUAUCAUCUGCCAGAACUCUGCACACCAAUAUAUACAGAUUUCAAAGUGUAAACGUUGAGGUGGCAAAAAAAUCCGCAAACAAAAAAGAAUCUGUGACGUUGUUUGAAUUACAAGAUGAGACCACUGAUGAUAAGUACGUGAUUAAGAGCUUCAGCGAUAACCAUUUUUUGAACCGAAGACAUUAUAGAAGGCUAACAAAUGCCAAUAGCUCUUAUCACGGAUUAGAGAAUUUUUCAAAAUGGAAGAUCGCAAACUGUUUUUCCAGAGAUGAGCAUGAUUUUAUCAGGGCGUUAGUGAACAUACCGAAAGCCAAAGCAACAUCAAAGCUGGAGAGUUUGGCACAUGUUUAUCAACAGAGAAAAAGAACUUCCUGCAACCAUCAAAGAUUGACCAUGCUUGAUUCAAAGCGCAAAAACUCAAAAGAAAUGACCUCGACUGCAUAUUUCCAAUAUUGUUAUAAGUACAAUCUUUAUGUUAUAGAAAGAAUGCAUUUUGACAGUCUCUUCAUGUACCAUAUCAAAGGAAUUCGUGUUAAACAUCCUUAUAAUAGGAAUUUUGUGCCAUCGCACAUUCAGUGUUAUGAUCCUAGUAGGUUUAAUAGAAUUUUUAGACAUAUAAUGGAAAUGAAUCAAUUUUUUGCCAAAAAUCCAUUAGCUAGGGCUUCAGAAAGUACUAACACCGAAAACGAAAAUCAUAAUAAAGACAAGUACGAGGAUGACGAUGAAUACAGUGAUGAUGAUGGCCAACAAUCAAGUGGGCCUUUUUUCAUCCGUAGUUUAUCUGACUUCAAAGAGCUAUAUCCAAAUAUUGAUAUCUCAAAUAAGGACACAUACAAUGAACAAUAUUACGAGAUCAAGUUGAUCCGUGAUUGGCUAGUUGCUAAUGGGCAUAUUAAUGAAGGUAAAAAAGUUCCAAGGAGCUCAGUUUUCAUUGAGCAAGAUCCCUGA